CGAACGUGUGAUGCGCGAGUGAGUGCCGAGUGUAGUGGGGCGUCGGCCCAAUCGUUCGCUAUUUGAAAACAUAAAAAUUGAUCCCCAGAUGGGAGUGUACGAGGAGAGGGCGGCGAUGCACUGGCAACAGAGUGAGAGGUACAUAUCGUCAUACGAAGGAGGUGGGGAUCUAUCGCCCGUGGCGCCGGCCACGUCGCCGGGCUCGCCUCGGGACUGCACCUCGUGUCGGAAGCGGGAGCCGGACGGGCCGGAUGCGCCCCGACCGCCGCUGGACGACCCUUGCGCCGGCUGCGGCGCUCGCAUCACCGAUAGAUACUACCUGCUGGCGCUGGAGAGACGCUGGCACACGCCCUGCUUACGCUGCUGCGAGUGCAAGAUGCCGCUGGACUCAGAGCAGCGUUGCUACGCGCGCGAUAGCAGCAUCUUCUGCAAGAAUGACUAUUUCAGGUUGUAUGGGUCGAAACGGUGUGCGCGGUGCAACACGACAAUUUCGGCAUCGGAGAUGGUGAUGCGUGCGCGCGACUUGGUGUUUCACGUGCACUGCUUCUUUUGCGCACUGUGCAACACUCCCCUGACAAAGGGCGACACCUUCGGCAUCAGGGAUUCGGCUGUUUACUGCAGGCUGCAUUACGAGACUAUGCCGGAGUACGGACCCCACAUGGCAGUGCCAGCGCCCCCGCAGAUGUGCCCAGGGCCAUAUGCAGGGCCCCCGCCAGGGCCCCACUACCCUCCCUAUCCUUCCCCCGAGUUCUCCAGAGUAGAGGCUGAAGUUCCUAAAGGACCCUUCUUUAACGGAGCCGCCGCGCCCCCGCCCCGGCAAAAAGGACGACCCCGGAAAAAGAAACCCAAGGACCAAGAGAUCAUGACGGCCAACCUCGAUCUGAACUCGGAAUACAUGGAGAUGGGGUUCCGUGGAGCAGGCGGCAUGGGUGGCACAUCACGCACCAAGCGCAUGCGCACCAGCUUUAAGCACCACCAGCUGCGCACCAUGAAGUCCUACUUCGCGAUCAACCACAACCCCGACGCGAAGGACUUGAAGCAGCUCAGCCAGAAAACUGGCCUGCCGAAACGAGUUUUGCAGGUGUGGUUCCAGAACGCGCGAGCCAAGUGGCGACGCAUGGUGACAAAGCAGGAAAACAAAAUGGCGGAGAAAUGCUCGCCGGACGCGUCGCUGGAGCUCGACAUGUACCACGGGCCCAUGGGUUCCAUCCAGUCGCUGCCCCCUCACAGCCCGCCGUACUCGGUCAUGGGCGGUCCGCCCAGCCCCAACUCCAUGGACUGCCCAUAGCCACAAUUUUGCGCCCUAUGAGCGCUCUGAACAUUUGUGCUAUUCUCGUGCGUGUCGGAAAAAUGUUACGGACUUUGGUGACAGAGACUCAGUGCCGAAUAAUACUUUUGUGAUGUAACAUUGUGAACUACGGCCGCCGACUGUUUCUCAAAUUAUAUUAAUCGGUAAGAUCUUAUAGAUGAAUCUCAAAGGUUGUUAGUCCCUUGAAUGUUUUACUUUGAAAGGUCAAAUUAACUAUAUUCUGGUGUCCACGAUGGAUGCUGAACGUUUGGCAACAUCGAAAGCUGGCUUAGAAGCAAACGUGCUAAGAAGGAUAUUGAAAACAAAUUCAGAUCAGAUGUAAUAUAAUUU
This is a messenger RNA of Chilo suppressalis (striped riceborer), 1639 nucleotides long. The record is from the annotation of a GenBank genome assembly. NCBI's taxonomy places the organism in Eukaryota, Metazoa, Arthropoda, Insecta, Lepidoptera, Crambidae.